AAUGAUCAUGUCCACAGAUAAUCCCACACAGUUGCUGACCACCCGCGAUUUGAGCCAACUGCGUGGCCAUCUGCAAUCCGGCGCAGCGGUGGCCUCCACUUCACCCACAUCCUCCUCUUCUGUGGUGGCAGCGGCGGCGUCAGUGGCUGCCGCCCAUGGAUACCGUACCAUUGCAGCUCCACCAGCAGUCACCUCCUCCUCCGCCUCCUCCGCCUGCAGCACCACAUCAGUAGCAUCAGCAGCAGCACCACCACAUAUAUCAACAAGCAAUAGCAACAUGCCGGCCAGUGCCUCGAAAUAUGUAUUUCUGCAACACAAUCACAAUGGUGGCUUCACCGCCUACGAUGGUUCCACUGCUGCGGCGACAACGACGACGACGGGAAGUCCCGGCGGUGGCAACAUAGUGCUCCUGGCAGCGGAGCCACUGGAAAUGGGCACCGCGGAGACGCUGGUCAAUGUGCGAACCACCGACGGCGAUGAUGGCGAGCUGCGUUCGCUGUCCUGGCUCAACGAUACCAAUCUGAUCAAGGGCAUUGUGACCACCACAACGGCGGCCGGGCAGGCGGGAAAACGUGGUGCAGUGGCCAUUAAGACGACGACGGCGGGAGGAGGAUCAGUAGCAGCUGGAGGAUCAGGAGUUGCUUGCAUAGUGAGCGAUUUCAUAGAAGAGCUGCCCACAAAUCUGAGUGAGAGCAGCGAACAGCAGCAGGAGGUUGGAGUAUCGGCGUCAUCGAGUGGAUCAGCGGCUGUCUACAGCACCACAACGGUGCACAAGGGAGCCAGUGGCACCACCACAGUGGUGGAGUACAAAGCCAGCAAGGCAGCCUCCAAUCAGCAGCAGCAGCAGCAGCAGCAGACGGGCUAUUUGCCCACGCCAACGAGAAGUCAUGGCUAUUUGCCGGUGGUGGUGAGCAGUGCCGCCGUUGCCGUGGCCAAUCCAACUAUACUCUCCUCCUCGCCCGCCAAACAGCAGCAGCAACAGCAACAGAUUUAUGUGACCAGCAAUGGGAAUACAGGAGGAGGAGGAUCAGGAACCAUCUACAAAGCAGCCACGCCGGCUUUAAGUUCGCCAACCACCAGCAACACAACCACCCACCAUCCGCACAAAAAGUAUCUGCGCGAGAAGAUGCACGUCCAGAUGGAUCACAGCAGUCAUGUGGCCUCCACCGUAACGGUGGUCAGCUCGCCGGCCUCCUCGAACAAUUCCUCGAUAAGCAGCUCCAGCCAUGCGGGAUCGGGAACGGGAUCCACAGGAUCGGGAUCCUCGACAGCGGCCGUAAAUGGUGGCAAUAGUCCAGUGCCCAAGGCCAGUAGCUUUAGCACAGUCUUCGAGGCGGUUAACUAUGCCACAUCAGCGGUUAACAAUAGCAAUAGCAAUGGGAAUAUUACGCCCAGCAGCCAGGCGAUGCUCCAUGGAGUCCAGGAGACACCGCAGGCUGUGGUCACCACAACAACCUUGCUGCCGCCGGGCUAUAGCUUUGUCAACCACGUGGCCAGCACGCCGCAUGUCAUAUCCGCCCCAGCACAUGUCAACUCACCGGAGACGCCGACUGGAGCUGCUCUGUUGCCGGGAACUUACUACACCACAGGAAGCACUAGUAACACAUCUACAACCUCCAUUCAGCCACGCACUCUGCAGCUAUCCGUUUCCCCGCCGCCACCAACGAGUCAUGUGCACAAUGGAUCAAUAGGAGGAAAUCCUGCUGGAUCUGGAGCAGUUAACCUGCGCAGUCCCAACAGCUAUACCAGCUAUGACAACGAGGAUUCGCUCAAGGAAUUCGAUCUGGUGGUCAGCUCAAGGAUGCACACAAGCACGCCGCAAUAUUCGGUGGCCAAGAAUGGAGGAGCCAAUGGUUAUAAUAACAGUUCGAACGUGAUUGGAGGUGGAGGCAAUGGAGGAGCAGGUUCCAAUACGCCGCAAAAGCAGAAGCAUCCCAAUAACGUGCCAUACGAUCCGCUAGUGCAUACCAAUAACAAGCCGCCAUAUAGCUUUAGCUCCCUGAUUUUCAUGGCCAUCGAGGGUUCGAAUGAAAAGGCCUUGCCUGUGAAGGAGAUCUACGCGUGGAUUGUUCAGCAUUUUCCGUACUUCAAGACGGCACCGAAUGGCUGGAAGAACAGCGUGCGUCACAAUCUGUCGCUGAACAAGAGCUUCGUGAAAGUGGAGAAGGCGCCGAAUAUGGGCAAGGGUUCGUUGUGGCGCGUGGAGCCGCAACAGCGCCAGAAUCUCAUCCAGGCGCUGAAUCGAUCGCCCUUCUUUCCCAACUCGGCGGUGGACAAGAUCAGUCCCUCGCUCAAGAGUCCCGGCGGUGGAUCGGCCUACGAUAGCGUCGAUGGUGUGGCAUCAGCAGUACCGCCUUCCUCGGUUGUCAGCUCCCAACCAGUUGGAGGUGGAGCAACGGGAGCAGGAGUUCUUCCCGCCGGGGUCGCUGCCGUGGCUCUGUCCUCCACGCCCACGAAAAGCAAUGGUCUGGUGGCGCUGGCCAACGGCGCUAGUCAGGCCACGAGUGCAGCCAGGCCGCACAGUCCCAACGGCGGCGGCAGCGGCAGUCAUGCCCGCUUCGAUCCCAAGCUCUUUCCCAAUCUGUCCAAGGCCUUUCGAAAUAUUCGCGAAGAUUCGGCCAACGGACAGCCGCUGCUGCAAGAUGUCCUCGAUGAUGAGCUGUCCUCUGGGGAUUAUCAGAAUAAUAAUAGCAAGUAUGGCAGCAACUAUGUGGCCUUAAAUGGAGGAGCUGCAACUGCAAAUGGCAGCGGAGGAGGUGCCGCCACAAAUGGAGCUUCCGAUGGCAUUAAUUUCGAGCGUCUGGCCCGCGAUUGCGGAGCGGACAGCAUGGACGAUGUGCAUGCGGCGGCGGCGAUGCUCUUCCUCAAACACGGACCAAAGGCCUUCAGUGAGCCCUUCCAGAAUGGCAGUGCACCGGUGAUAACGAGUUCCCCCAGCGAGGAUCAUACAUAUUCAGCGGGCGGCAACAGCAAUGCGGACAGUGGCUCCUCCACGCCGCUGACCAAUGGCAAUGUUUUGGCCAGCGUGGCGCAGGCCGUCGUCCAGGCCCAGAAUAACCAGGGAGGAGGUCCUGGAUCCGAUAGCAAUUGCGCCAGCUCGGAUGCCGCCUAUGACAGCAGUGAGGAGAAUCACAACAUCACGCCCGAGGAGAUGGCCGAUCGGCAGCGACAUCGCGAUGGCGUGGACGCCCUGCUAUCGCUUUCCCGCUCCUCCAUUGUGGAGUGCGGCUCGGUGGCCACCACUCAUUAUCACAGCAACGGCAGCAGUGGCAGCAGUCACGGUUCCCCGCACAAGCGAGCCUCGAGUCACAGCCUGGAGGAGGAGCACCUGCAGCAGCACAGGGAGCAGCAGCAGCAGCAGCACCAGCAGCAACAUCUUCAGCAGCAGCAGCAACAGCAACACCUCCAUCAGCAAUUUGGCAGCAGUCAGGCGGUCUACACCAAUGGCAGUGGCAGCAAGAUGGCUCUAUUGAGCAGUGCAGCUGCCAAUGUGGCUCUGGCCCAACAGCAACAGCAACAGCAGAUUCACCAGCAGGAUCUAUACACCAACUCGGCGGCCGGGCAUAAUGCCAGCAUAUAUCUGAGUGGGCUGAACAAUCACUGCCUUCCCUCGGUGGGCGGUGUGAGCUCGGCGGUGGCGGUGGGCGUGGCGGCGGCGGGCAUGUUGCCGCAGCAUUUGAGUGCUGCCAUGGUGGCGGCGGCGGCGGCAAGCAAAAAUAAGGUGAAACCCUUGAGGGGACUGCGCACCAAGAUCAAGCGAAAGUCCGCCUGGAUGCGGUGAAUAUGGCGGCAGGCUGGCGGCAAAUGCACCUAAA
Messenger RNA from Drosophila takahashii, 3815 nucleotides. Lineage: Eukaryota; Metazoa; Arthropoda; Insecta; Diptera; Drosophilidae. The record is from RefSeq and is a predicted model, not a curated record.